ACGGUCGCUGAGAAGAAUUUCGCCCAAGGGCGUCGCCGGGGAGCUCAUCAAGCUCGCCAUCCCUGCUGUCAUCGCCGGAUUGGCGGAGCCUGUCGCGCAGCUCACGGAGACCGCAUUCAUUGCACGAACCGGAGCCGUGAGUCUCGCGGCCAUUGGCGUGUCCAUCUCUGUGUUCAACCUCGUCUCGAAGGUCUUCAACUUCCCCCUUCUCAACAUCACCACGUCCUUCGUCGCUGAGGAUGGCGAAGCAAGAGCAAAAGCAGCAGCAGCAUCAGCGUCCGCAGCAGAAGCGGCGGGUGAGAAGCGAGUGGUGCCUGCGGUGUCAGCAGCUCUGCUGGUGGGCGCCAUUCUUGGGAUUGUCGAGGCUGUGGUGCUCGCUGCUGCUGCUGCCCCCAUUCUCGGCGCCAUGGGCGUCCCUGCGACCUCGCCCAUGCGCGGGCCAGCGCUGCACUACCUCUCCCUCAGGGCGCUGGGCGCGCCUGCUGUUGUGCUGGCUUUGGCUACUCAAGGGGUGUUCCGGGGCUUUAAGGACACUCGCACUCCGCUCAUUGCUCAAGUGGGAGGCAACAUCGUCAACAUCGCCUUAGACCCGCUCCUCAUGUUCGCAUGCGGGAUGGGCGUCAGUGGGGCAGCGUUCGCGACAGUGACAGCGCAGUACAGCAUUGCGGCCUUCAUGCUGUGGCAGCUGAGUCAACGGGUUGUGCUCAUGCCUCCCCGCCUCUCCCACCUCAAGCUCGACCGUUUCCUCAAGUCAGGUGGUCUCCUCCUCGGUCGCACGCUCGCCCUGCUCUGCACCAUGACCCUCGCCACUUCCAUGGCAGCGCGGCAGGGCCACACGAGCAUGGCAGCGCAUCAGAUCGCCAUGCAGAUCUGGCUCGCUGUGUCUCUCAUGUCUGACUCCGUGGCUCUUGGCGCCCAGACCAUGCUGGCAUCGGCCUUUGCGCGCCACGAUGCGCGGAGGGUGAGGAGGAUCGCCAUGCGCGCCACACAGAUGGCGCUGCUCAUGGGCCUCACCACCGCCGCCCUGCUCACCCUCGCCACGCCCUACAUCCCCCGCGCAUUCACGUCUGAUUACACGGUUCAGAAGGCACUCACUUCUCUCAUGCCGUUCGUGGCAGCCACACAGCCCAUCCCAUCGCUCUUAUGCCAUUCUUAA
Messenger RNA from Closterium sp. Naga37s-1, 1156 nucleotides. The record is from the annotation of a GenBank genome assembly. NCBI's taxonomy places the organism in Eukaryota, Viridiplantae, Streptophyta, Zygnematophyceae, Desmidiales, Closteriaceae.